AUGUCCAAAACAUCUACCAAAAGCUCGGAAUCCAAAGAUGAGAAUAAUCAUGUUUGGAUCAAUGCUUGGUAUGAUCCCUUGGCAACGGUUACUGCCAUGUCUCAGUGUAUGAUGUUUUGUGAUAUUAAUGGAGAUGGAGACUACAAACUUGUUGCAGCAACAUCGGGAAAGAAUCCAUUGGAGAGUAAACGAACAAAACAAACGCAUCGUCUUCGGGUCUAUAAAGGAACAGGAAAUAUUAGUGAAAAUAUUUUGAUGGAAGAACCCAUUGCAAUUGCUUCAUAUUACACGGAUUAUCAAAAUCCAAAACGACCCAUGAUUUUAGUAGCAAGUAGCAACAAAUUAUUUCUGUACAAGAAUUUGCAACCAUUUUUCAAAUUUUGUAUUCCUUCAAAAAGAAUUGAUGAGAAAGAAAGUGAAGUUUGGCAAUUUCUGAGUGAGGGUAAAUACGACAACAAGACUGCAUUUGCAGAGUUGGCCAGACUACGUGACCUUAAUGUGGCAUUGAGUCCUCGAAGUUAUGAAUUGCUCUCGCUCGCUUCGAACGACGACAUUCGACUAUUUAUUGACGCAAGAAAAAAUACCCCGAUUGAUUUUCCGAACAAUAUUACUUGUCUUUCGAUUCUACCAAAAGACAGGGAAGGAGAGGAUGCUAUUGGAUGUCCUGUCGUUGGAACAGAAUCUGGAAUUGUUUUCAUCCUCUCUCCAUCUGGUUCACAAAUAACAAAAGCAGUACAACUUCCUUCAGCUCCUGUAAAAUUCUGUAUUUCUGGAAAUUUAGAUAAUGAUUAUCGGAUUGCAGCAGCAUGUAGAAAUGGAAACGUUUAUACCAUCAAGAAUGGAGAAGUGAGUGGAGUAGUUAUUGAACUCGAGUCACAUCCAGUAACUAUGGUGAGAAUUGAAAAAACUUUUGUGAUUGGACUCAUGAACAACACCAUUCACUGUUUCAAUACAAGAGGAAAAAAACAAUAUUCCAUUUACUUACCUGCAGCCAUUAAAGACAUGGAGGUGUUGGACAUGAGAGGACAACGAAGCGUGAAAUGUGUCAUGGUAGCUCUCGAAAAUAAGGAACUACGUAUUUAUAAUGGAAAGUCUCUUGUGAACACAAUUCAAUUACAUGAGCAAGUGGUCGGUUUGAAAUACGGUACCUACGGCUCUGAAGUUAAUAGUUUGAUGAUUUCAUAUCGAAAUGGAGGUUUAGAUUUUAAGGUCAUUUCAAGAAAAGCAGUUCUCGAAAGUAAGACUAAAAGUGGACCUCCUCCCGAACAAGAGGAACCUCUUGAUCUUCCCACAAAGACAUUCUUGUAUUUGGAACAAACAAAACGAGAGGUGGACUAUUCGUCCGAAAUGCACAAUGCAUUCCAGAAGGAUUUGGCUCGUGUUCGCCUCAACACUGCGAGAUCCUAUGUGAAAAUAUUAACAGAUGGUCAAGGUCCAUUGUCCUACACGUCGGGCUCGUCCGUUCGUUUGGUUGCAAAUGUGCAAGGUUUGGGACCAAAAUUUAAGGUCAAUAUUGAGGUUCAAAACACUGGAAAGAAGCCAAUUUCAAAUUUAUUUAUUAUUUUUGCCUACGAUGAAGAUGUGUAUGCUUUGGAAGAUGACGCUAGACGGUUAAAUUUACCUUCUCUCUUGCCGGGACCUCUCUACAAGUUCAGCAAGAUGGUGAACAUGUUGGAUCCUUCCAAUGCACCUGACACUCUUCGACUAUUUGUGUGCAGUAAGGAAAGUCCCUCACCUGUCAUUACAGCAGUGGUGAAUAUGCCAGUGGCUGAAAUGGUAGAACUCAUGUAG
This is a messenger RNA of Naegleria lovaniensis, 1791 nucleotides long. RefSeq lists its product as uncharacterized. The record is from RefSeq and is a predicted model, not a curated record. Lineage: Eukaryota; Heterolobosea; Eutetramitea; Acrasida; Naegleriidae. The transcript is spliced from 3 exons. Bases 1 to 1791 code for a protein of 596 amino acids. Gene Ontology annotation, cellular component: centrosome; axoneme; BBSome. Gene Ontology annotation, molecular function: smoothened binding; patched binding. Gene Ontology annotation, biological process: non-motile cilium assembly; protein localization to cilium.